UCACAGGAUUGAACUUUUUAACACAACAUCUUUUUAACACUUAAAAUUUAUUUAAUGUAAUUAAAAUUUGUUAAUAUUUCAUAUUUGUACUAAGCUUGACGGACCAACUCUAAUUCUGCAGAGAUGGAGAGCGAGACAGGAACUCAGACCAGCUCCCCUUCAGUGAGUCCUUCUCCCCCAGAGCUGUCCACCACACUUGAUCAGGUUUCCCGUUUCGGCACAGUUAUCCCCAACCGCAUCUUUGUAGGAGGGAUUGAUGUUAAAACUAAUGAAAAUGAUCUCCGAAGAUUUUUCUCCCAAUAUGGAACUAUUAAGGAAGUGAAGAUUGUUAUUGAUCGUGCUGGGGUGUCAAAGGGGUACGGCUUUAUCACCUUUGAGACUCAAGAGGAUGCACAGAAAAUCCUGCAUGAUGCUGACAGGUUGUGUUUUCGAGAUAAAAGGCUGAAUAUUGGACAGGCCAUUCGCAAGCAGCAACUGGGAGUGCACUCAGGUGGUUACACUAGGGCAAGUCCUAAUCCAUCUGUGGUUCUCCCAGCUCCAUUUGGCACCAUGUACCUAACCACACCCACAGGAUAUCCCUACACCUACUACAACGGCAUGGCUUACUUUCAUACACCAGAGUCCAAUGCUCAUUCCCCACACUGGGUUGCUUCACACUCAGUGCCUGGAGCUCCAGUGAUGGUGGCCCACUCUGCUCCUCAUUUUCACCCUUCACAAGCCUGUCACCAAUACCAGGGUCCCUCUCAGUGUGCGUCUGGUUACUUGCAGUGGACUGUUCCUCAGGUAGAGUCCCAUGUUCAUUCAAGCCCAAGCCCUUUGUUAUAUGUCCAGCCGGCAGAGUUGAUGUAUCACCCCAUGGAUCUGCCUGCAGAAAAUGGGUAUAUUCAGCCUCUGGUGGAACCUGCUGUUCCUGAGGUGUAUGUGGAUCACACAGGUCAGCCGCCAUAUCAAAUUUGCAUGCAGAAUCCACUGAUUUUUUCUCAUGUUGAUGGAGUUAAGGAGCCCAAGUUUCACCCAGUAAGACGAGGUUUCUCACACUCACCUUUCCACCUAAGGCCCAGGUAUGCCCGUGGUCCUCAGUACACUCAUCAGAACAAAGAUUACCGACCAGAUCUCCACACCUCUCCUCCACCAUCAUCUUCAUCUGCAUAAGACAUUCUGAAAUAGAGGAGCUUUUUGUGCCUGUUCUGCUACACCUUUGUAACUUACACACAUGUGAACACGUAAGAUUUUGGACAGGCUUAUAGUAUAAUCAUUUUACUUUUAUAGUCAGAUUAGAAUUGAAAAAUCCAACACAUAUUUACUGAACCAUUCCUACACACUUAGCUUUUUCCAGAUUUGAGGCGUUAAUUGACGCCUUCUUUCACUUAUUUGCCCAAAAUGAUAUUCCAGUAGUAAAUUAGGUUUGGGUUAGCCUGUACUAUAAAUAGUGACUAUAUAUAACAGUUUUAAAUUGCCUAUAUUACCGUAAAGAUCCUCAACUACAAGAAAAGCUACUAAAAAACUUAAAAGACAUUUUGGGGGUGUCUGUACAAAAUAGAGUUUCAAAAUUGAAAUAAUGUGGGCUGUGUAUUAAAACCCUCUCUUCGUUUAAACAUGAUCUGGUUCGACACAGCAAUAACAAUCAAGGCCAAUACAAACAUCUUCACUUUUUACAAAUCUAUCUUAGAUUCAAAAUCAUAGGAAUAUAUUCUGGACUGUUUAUUCUUAUUUCUAUACAUAUUGUAACAAUUCAAGUACAGUACUGUGAUAUUGAGAUGGUCCAAUCUGAAACAUCAAUAUUGGGACCACUGAUGACUUAAAAUGCAAAAUGUGGUGGUAAAGCUGCCACCAUCAUUUGCAUAG
This is a messenger RNA of Trichomycterus rosablanca, 1845 nucleotides long. Its product is annotated as protein boule-like. The record is from RefSeq and is a predicted model, not a curated record. NCBI's taxonomy places the organism in Eukaryota, Metazoa, Chordata, Actinopteri, Siluriformes, Trichomycteridae. The transcript is spliced from 11 exons. Gene Ontology annotation, cellular component: cytoplasm. Bases 124 to 1152 code for a protein of 342 amino acids. Gene Ontology annotation, biological process: 3'-UTR-mediated mRNA stabilization; positive regulation of translational initiation. Gene Ontology annotation, molecular function: mRNA 3'-UTR binding; translation activator activity.